UCAAUCGUACAGCAAGACCAGAACAUGGUGGAUGGAUCAGCUAAUAGAAUAUCCGACAGAGAGGGAAAUGAAGCUUCAGAGAUAUAUACAAUCUUUACAUGAAGACCUACAAGUGGCUCAUGAGAACAAAGUAUCACUACAGGAGGCACUGGUUGAUGCCAAUAAACAAGUUAAAGGUGAUGAUAGUAAUGAUAUUAUGAGCAGUGUAUUAGAAGAGAUGAGACAAGAACAGGAAAAGUUGAAUCAGAUCAUUACUGACCUUAGAGCUAAAAUGUCUGAUAGGGACUUGCACAUAGCCAAACUAGUGAAGGAAAGACAAGAGAGAUUCGGCUUCAAGCAACCUAUUAAAGAGACUAGUUCCAUUGGACUACAAUUUAAUUACCUAAUCCCUUCAAUGG
Molecule: messenger RNA, 398 nt
Organism: Amphimedon queenslandica
Lineage: Eukaryota; Metazoa; Porifera; Demospongiae; Haplosclerida; Niphatidae
Exons: 3
Source: RefSeq, a predicted model, not a curated record